CUGUACACAGAAGAGCCAUGCAAGCUAACGUCAGCUAGCAAGCUAACAGAUAGAAGUGGCUGGUUUAGUUUACGUUAAGUUCAAGAGAUUUCAUAAUAUAAUGCAAUUUGAUUCAAGUCAAUAGGUCAGUUUCUCUCCAACAACGGUAAGGAAAUGCCACCAAAAAGAGUGAAAAGCGGGACAGUGUCUGCUGCUGGUGCAACGGCAGUUGGAAACAAAGGUUGGGAAACUGGACUCACUAAUGCACCAUUUGAGGAGGAGACUUGGAAGGCCAGCAUUUCUCUGGUGGUGGGAGAGAGGCUGGAGGAUGAGGAGCUGAUCGGUGCUCUGCUGCUGGCCGUACAGCAGCCCCUACGCAGGCUCUUCAGCGUAGUCACCUGGGACACCACCCUAGAAAAGAUCCAUGAACUGGGAAACCCAAAAAUCAAGAAGACCAAGGAUGUACCCAUGUUUUAUGAGGUGAUGGAGGCAGCCAAGGUCCUGCUGGAUGCAGGAGAGGAGCUGCCCUGUGACCUGCUGGGUAAACUGCUCAAGUUCCAGCUCCUGGGAGUCAAGGCCAACGACCAGCAGAAGAGAGCCACAGAGAUGAGGGCUGCUGAGGAGAAGGGUAAGGGCAAGGCUGGCAAUGCCUCCCCAACCAAAGACAAAGGUGGUGCAAAGCCUGCCGCCAAAGGUGACAAGGGGAAGAAAGGGGCAGAGCCCAGCGCCCCAACCAAGGACACCAAGCUGAAAAAGAGGGGCGAGGAGGAUGAGACCAACAAGUAUAUAGAUGAUGAGCCAGACGAUGGUCCUCAGCACUACAUCCUGGUGGUGGGCUUCCAGCAGGCUCAGCUGGUCUCUGUGCUGGACUCCCUGGGGGUCCAUGUGUCCAACGUUAUCAAGCUGACCUCACAGAGACCAGACCGGCCAGAGGGAUCACUGGAAGGGAGUGAUGACAAACCCCUGGAUGUGGACGCAGAGACUAACAUUAGGAGAAGACAACGGGAGCAGUUCUGGGGUCAGUUGGAAGGGGUGCUAAACAGUGGCUCAGCAUUCUCCAAGCUGUUUGAUGUGGCCCGCCUCAGUCACACCAUUAAAGAGAUCCUGCCACCACAAGACAAGGAUAGCCCAGAGGCUAUGCUUGGGUUUGGGACACGUCUGUUUGAAGACGUGGCGUGUCUGAUCUAUGACUGUCUGGACUGGAGGAGACAGCAUCAACACUACCUGAACAACAUGAGACUGGUCCAGGUGCCAUCUGUCCCCAGGACUGUGGCACUCACCACCCAGGACAGUCCUGCAGAGACGGUUCAGACCACAACACCUCAGACACCUGGGACCAAGAAGAGACAAGCCCAAGAGGAAACCACUCCAGCAGACCCUGAACCGGCUGCUCUGAGUACUGAUGUGGACAUGCGUUACUAUAACGACCUGCUGGACCAGAUUCCUCCUGAAGCAUCCUCUGUUCCCCUCAUACUACACUGCAUGCUGGAGCAGGUGGUGGCCACAGAGCAGGACAUCCCUCCCCUGUCUACAGCAGACUCAGAGAAGGGAGUGUACAGCCUAGAGAAGAGCCUGGCAGACUACAUGCUGUCUGCUGUCAUGUCUCUGCCUCGCUCAGACCAGGAGAAGAAGACGUUGAGGGAGACGUUUGGUGCUGUGGAGAACACCCAGCAGAAGACUGAGCACCAGAGACCUCUACUGAUCAACUGUCAUGACGAGAGAGCCCUGAGACUGCACCACCUGCCUAACGAAGCAAAUGGAAUUCCACCUAUUAUAAUGGCUCCAGCCAUUACCACGAGCCCGUCCUCCCCAAUGAAAUUGCCACCAACCUCCUGUGUUGAUCUGAUGGGUGUCUUUACAGAGUCUCUGAGCUGGCCGGAGGUGGAGAGAGUGGUCAGACAGUUUGUGUUUGAGAGCAUGCCCCUGACCCAGCUGGAGGAGGGAGGCCUACUGACCUCUGCUAGUUCCCCUCAACCUACCUGCCUGCCCUGGGACGACCCGGUCUGCUUCGCCAAGAACUACCUCAGACACAUCAACAAGACACAAGGUGAAGCGUUCCACCACCAGGAUGAAUCAGAGGAGAGUUUGUCUGAUGUCGUAGAUGUUACUGAGAUACAGAGAAGCCGGAUGCGAUCUCUCAGUGACUGGCACUAUACUGAGCACCACAACGCCAAUGUCUUUCCCCAGAUUCUCCACUCUGCCUCUCAGUCCUACCGCUGCAUGGACACCUUCUGUGGUAGUCUGGACAACACCCUGUUCAUCGUCUGUCACAAUCCCAUGAGCCCUCAACGCCAGUGCAAGGAAUUAUGGGACAUGGCUCUCCACACCAACGUUGGGUUCAGGAAGUACCUUGAGCACGUGGCCAACUCUAUAUCUGACUGGACCGAGGAGGAGGAGGUGAAGUGGCGAGCUCUGCAGGCCAAGAGAGAGGCAGAGAAACUGAGAGGGCCCACCCCGCCUGACUCCUCAGAGAAAGGCAGGACAGAGUCGGCUAAGGGCACCAAGAAGGGCACUGUCUCAACAAAACACACUGCAACCUCCCCAGCCAAGUCUCCUGUCCCAGAGGAAGGUCCUCCAGACCAGUACAUCAGAGAAGACUCGCUCAAAGCGUGGAAGAUAGAGCAGGACAGACAGAAGGAGGAGGAACAGAUGAAGAAAGCUAAGAAAGAUAAAGGAGGGAAGGGGGCGGAGCGCGCCAACUCGUCCAAGGAGAACAAGAAAACAACCCCCUCGACCACGAAGAAGAGCAGGGAGGACGUGACCCCUGACCUGGCUGUGGGGACCCCUGGAGAACAGAGAGCGAAGCUGCAGUCGCCCACCGACGUCUUCACUGGAUUCACUGGUUACAGCAUGGAGGGGCAGCUGAUCCAGGUCUCAGGCCAGGUCCACUCCCUAUACCCCUCUGACGGAGGCCACAUCCAGGUGGAGACCAUCCACUUUGUCCAGGCCGAUGUUCUGUUUCCAGGGUCGACGCUCAUCAAGGUGUGUGUGAUGAAGGACAAGCAUCAUUUGUACAGCCACAUCACCCAGCCAAACAGACACCAGGAGGAGAGCCCAAAGGACGCGGUCACCAUGGAGACACAGAGUCCCACCAAUAAGAGUGUUUGGCUGGGCUCCUUCUCAGCUGUCCUGGACAGCGGCAUCCACCUCUCCUACAGUCACUACGGCCCCACAGGGGAGCAGGGUGAGAUGGAGGCUGGUCAGGACUCUGAUCUAGACAUGCCCACAGACUCCAGUCUCUCCCCCGUCCCCUCGACCCUCCUCUCCUCCUCAUUGUCCCGGGAGAAACUCAACUCCUCCCACAGCGCCAGGGGGGUGCAGCCGUCCAAGGAGACCAACAAGUCUUCAACACACAGAGAGGAAGAGGAGCAGACCAGAGAGUGUGUGGGUCAGGCUGCGUUAUCUGGCAGCGCUCCGUUCCAGAGACUAAACCUCUCCACCCCCAGUGGUCUGCUGCUGCAGUUCCUCAGGGAGGAUACAGACGGCAGUACUCCAGAGGGUCAGUGUGUGUUGGUGAGACAGACUUUCCCCCUACACUGCAGUGACAGUAGGGAGCCUCACCUCACAGACCCAUCGUUACACAGUGAGUUGUCUAGGGUCAUCACUGGUCAGGGCACCGUGGUCAAGUACAUGAGAGACGGAUCAACACAGGUGCUGUUUGCAGAUGGUUCAGUCAGUAGCAGUACAGACUCAGGACCCAUCAUCUCCUCUCCUCCUGAACCCCCUGCGAAGGAGGAAGAGGUAGUGAAGGAGACUCCGGUACCGGAGAGAAAAGACAGCAAGGACAAGAAGGGUAAACUGGGUUCCAAGCAGAGCCUGGGGGCUGACCAGAGUCAGAGUGACCCAGAGCCCAGGGAGGAGCAGAGGUCAUCAGACAACACCCAGGGCAGACAGGGGGUCUGUUGGGUCACCACCAGCCCCUCCGGACACAGAGUAGCCACCAUGGGGGACCAGACCACAGACCCUGGCCCGGUCCUGGCCUUCAGAGCCACAGACCCUGUCAGCCAAACUGUUGUUAUCACCCGGGAGGACAAGGUGAUGUCUGUGCUGGACAGAGACGGGACGGUGAUCAUCGACCAUGCAGACGGAACCAGGAUCACUACCCUGUACCAGGAGAGAGAGGCUCUCAGUGGCUGGUCCCAGGAACACAUUAACACAGGGGAGAGAUGCAGCAGUGUGUGUCAUAAGGAGAAGGUGGUGAUGGUGGAGCGCCUGGGGUUUGCCACGGUAACCAUGUACGGCGAGGGCAGGUCCUGCAACGUGUUCUUUGGAGACGGGAGCGUCGUCACCGCCACCUGCGACGGAGCGUACCAAGUGUACCCGUCCAGUGUAGGUCUGCUGUUCAUCAACCAGGACGGUAGUUGUGUGUACAUGUCAGACCCUGAACACAGCCCAACCCUGAGUCUGGCCAGCUGGAGUCCCAGAGAGCAGCCAGGCAGCUACAGGAUGAACCACACCUCCACCUCAGACACACUGUGUGAGGUCACAGACCACCACGGGAACCUCUUCCAGGUGAUGAAGGAUGGCCAGGCAUCAGUGGAGAUCUCUAGCCCUCUGGACAGCAGAGUGGAGGAGGAGGAGGAGGAGGAGGAGGGAGGGCUGCCAGAAGAGAGAGAGCUGGCCAAGCAUCCUAUUGGACAUAAAGUCCACAUUCCCAGGUUGUUCAUGGCCCAUGAGGACGGUUCAGGCACAGAGCUGCUGCACUCUCAGACAGUAGAGGAACGUUUGUAUGAGGACUACUCUGAUCCUGCUGUCGCCCUGCUUAAAGAACCCCUCCCAGACCUACAGGGUGUCCUGGGUAUAGCGGUGCUGAGACCCUCUCGUCAGGACGUGUGGUCCAGAUGGAUCAUAGAGAAACAGAACAAGGACAUCAUCCCCACCAACCUCAGGUCCCGUCGCUGGGACAACUUCCCCUCAGUAGAGAGGAAGACGCCAGGUCCUCUGUUCGGGACCACUCUGGGCCGGGGUCUGACCCUGAGAGAGAAGCCUGUUUCUGAGGCCUGCAGGCCCGUGCUGAGCUGUCCGGAUACCCUGGAGGUCCGACAGCUGCUCCAGUACCAGCCAGUCAGCAGACAGCUCCGCAGGACUCUGGAGACCCGCCUCAAGGAGUACAUGGAGCAGGUUAUCCAGAGAGAGAACCUGACAGAGAAGAUGCAGCUGAAUGACCCUCGUACUGAGGAGGAGAAGAUCCACGCUGCUGACCUGCUCAAACUGGUCCUGUCACUUCCAGAGUCAGAGCACCCCACUAUAGAGAACAGAAUCUGUCCCGUGGAUGCAGCCACCCUGUACAUCCAGGCAGUGAAGACUCCAGCCCUGCAGACUGAGGCCUCGCUCUCAGAGAAACACACAGACAGCUUCAGCAAAGAGGCAACACAGGAA
Molecule: messenger RNA, 5358 nt
Organism: Oncorhynchus gorbuscha (pink salmon)
Lineage: Eukaryota; Metazoa; Chordata; Actinopteri; Salmoniformes; Salmonidae
Gene: spag17
Product: sperm associated antigen 17
Exons: 36
Biological process (GO): epithelial cilium movement involved in extracellular fluid movement; axonemal central apparatus assembly
Cellular component (GO): axonemal central apparatus
Source: RefSeq, a predicted model, not a curated record